Polyodon spathula (Mississippi paddlefish) is the source of this 1847-nucleotide messenger RNA. Its product is annotated as PDZ and LIM domain protein 7-like. Gene Ontology annotation, cellular component: filamentous actin; adherens junction; stress fiber. The record is from RefSeq and is a predicted model, not a curated record. The transcript is spliced from 12 exons. Gene Ontology annotation, molecular function: actin binding; muscle alpha-actinin binding. Bases 472 to 1770 code for a protein of 432 amino acids. Lineage: Eukaryota; Metazoa; Chordata; Actinopteri; Acipenseriformes; Polyodontidae. Gene Ontology annotation, biological process: heart development; muscle structure development; actin cytoskeleton organization.
GGAGGAAGAGGCUGGGAGCAGUUUGCAAGUAGGGUUGGCAACAGGCGCGAUUACGCUAGCUUUCUACCUGAAGAUGAAAGUGCAAGAGUCCUCUCUCAACUCCCGAUCACGUCAUCCAGCCCGCAGCCGUCCAUAUCUAUAAAGGAACGAGAAGACGAGGUUCUGCUCGGCGUACAGUUGCAGGAAAAACUUUGCAGUUUUUUUUUUUUUUUUUGGGAGGGGGUAAAGAAAAAAAACAAAAAGCAAAUAAAAGUUUUAACGAAGUCCGUAGCUGCCUACAAACAACGACACACGUCCUAUGAAAAUUGAGCCUCUUAGCAGAGCCGGGAGAGAAGCGGAGUGCUUGUGCUGUCGCCAGAGCUGAGGAGAGACUGCUUGUGGUGAGGAAGCGGAGGCUCACUGCAGACCCCCUCAAACUGGUUUAACAGGCUCAGGUUUCAGACUCGCCCAUUGGAGAACUGAAGCAGCAGCAUGGAUGUCUACUCGGUGACUCUUGAGGGACCGGCUCCCUGGGGAUUCAGACUGCAAGGAGGGAAGGAUUUCAGCAUGCCACUCACAGUCUCGCGGCUGACCCCCGGCGGGAAGGCCGUGCAGGCUAACAUUGGCGUGGGAGACUGGGUGGUGUCCAUCGACGGUACCAAUACAGAGAGCAUGACCCAUGUGGAGGCACAGAACAAGAUCCGAGCAUGCACCGGCAACCUGACACUGUCCCUAAGCAGAACUGUCAAUACUCCUGGGUCUAAUCAGAAGGACUCGCUUGCCGCUGCCUCGCCUCAGCCCAAGUAUUCGUUUGCUCCCAGCAUGUCUCUUAAUAAGAUGGCCCGUCCCUUUGGUGCCAGGGAAGGCUCUGGCAACUCGAAAUCUGGGCCGGUCACCAAACCAGUGUCCUAUGUCCCCGCGGCGGCGAAAUUGAACCACAGCUCCCAGGGUCCUGUCAGUGUACUGCAGCAACACAAUGGCCAUGAAGUGAAUCAGCCUGCUGCCAAGACGGCAUCCACUGUGGCAGCUGUUGAGAAACCCCAUAGCGGUCUGGCCAAGGCUCCUGCUCCUUCCUCAACCCCCUCAUAUCGCCCUCCUUGGAUAACGGACCCAGGCUUCGCUGACCGAUACCGUCCUGACAAGACCAGCACAGUGCUGACCCAGCACAGCCAGCCCGCCCAGCCCACGCCAGUGCAAAACCGUAGCUCCAUCAUGCAGGCAGCGCAGCAGGCUCCCGAGGGCAGUGGAAGGACCCCGGUGUGUGGGCAGUGCAACAAGAUCAUCAGAGGCCGAUACCUGGUGGCACUGGGCAGAUCCUGGCACCCUGAGGAGUUCACGUGCUGCCAGUGCAAGGUGGUGCUGGAGGAGGGAGGCUUCUUCGAGGAAAGAGGCUCCAUCUACUGCACCAAGUGCUACGACAGCCGCUACGCACCCAACUGUGCCAAGUGCAAGAAGACAAUUUCUGGAGAGAUCAUGCAUGCCUUGAAGAUGACCUGGCACAUGCAGUGCUUUGUAUGCACUGCCUGCAAGGCCCCGAUCAGGAACAAAGCCUUCUACAUGGAGGAGGGGGAGCCCUACUGUGAGAAAGACUAUGACAAGAUGUUUGGCACUAAAUGCAGUGGCUGUGACUUCAAGAUCGAUGCUGGAGACCGCUUCCUGGAGGCUCUGGGCACUAGCUGGCAUGAUACCUGCUUCGUCUGCGCUAUCUGCCAGAUUAACUUGGAAGGGAAGACCUUUUAUUCUAAGAAGGACAAGCCCUUGUGCAAGACCCAUGCGUUUUCACAUGUCUGAUCUGAGAGAGACACACACACCCACAUACAUACAUACAUACAUACUUACAUACAUACACACACACACACACACACACA